AUGGAGACGGCUGGUGGAGGAUGGACGGCAUUUCAAAGACGACUUCAUUGGUCUGUGGAUUUCAAUCGUCCCUGGGAAGAUUACAAGAUCGGGUUCGGGUUUCCAGGAAUUGAUUAUUGGAUCGGAAAAGACGAAAUCCACCUAUUAACAAAGGGGAACGACUCCUCUCUCUGCGUUGUCAUCAAGUUACAAAAUGGUACAACGCUGUACGAGUUAUAUGGCCAGUUCUCUAUAGCUGACGAGGCAAACAAAUACAAACUAUUUCUGGGAGGACCGGCAACAGGGACACUAGGUGACAGCAUGUUCGACUCGUCUCUGAUGAAUCUGAAUGGAAUGUAUUUCAGCACGCUGGAUCGGAACAACGACAAUUACCCUAAGUGGGACUGUGGGAAAGGAUUGAUGGGAGGGUGGUGGUUCGCUUACUGUGCUCACGGAUUCCUCAAUGGUGUCUGGUCUCCAGAAUGUUUCUGGGGGUCUUGGAACCCGACAGUUCCUCCUGGUUCAAAGGUGAACGAGACUUUAAUGAUGAUAACACCUCGAUAA
Messenger RNA from Ostrea edulis (European flat oyster), 543 nucleotides. Its product is annotated as fibroleukin-like. The transcript is spliced from 4 exons. Lineage: Eukaryota; Metazoa; Mollusca; Bivalvia; Ostreida; Ostreidae. The record is from RefSeq and is a predicted model, not a curated record. Bases 1 to 543 code for a protein of 180 amino acids.